Pungitius pungitius (ninespine stickleback) is the source of this 810-nucleotide messenger RNA. RefSeq lists its product as uncharacterized. Gene Ontology annotation, molecular function: DNA-binding transcription factor activity, RNA polymerase II-specific; RNA polymerase II cis-regulatory region sequence-specific DNA binding. Bases 1 to 810 code for a protein of 269 amino acids. The record is from RefSeq and is a predicted model, not a curated record. The transcript is spliced from 4 exons. Gene Ontology annotation, cellular component: nucleus. Gene Ontology annotation, biological process: epidermal cell differentiation; regulation of transcription by RNA polymerase II. NCBI's taxonomy places the organism in Eukaryota, Metazoa, Chordata, Actinopteri, Perciformes, Gasterosteidae.
AUGCCGAGGUCUUUCCUUGUGAAAAAGAAACGUGGAGCAUGUGGAGCAUGGCAGUGGAAAGAGCCAGAACAACUUGAAUGGAAAGAAGAUAAUACAUUUGUUGAUGAAAUGUGUAUGAAGCAGACACCCAGCUGUCCUGAUCCCCAACACCCUGCAACUGUGUCUCCGUCAGUCAUCACCUUAGGAUGUGGCACAGGAGGAAUGAGAGUGUCAGUACCUUUGGAACGAUCAGGAAGACCAGGGGCUGACAACAGGCCAAGCUGGUCCACGGUUAUGCUCCGGCGUUCCGUCUACGAGCCCACUACACUGGCACUUCACAGAGCAAAGCCCCGUCCCUCCCCUGGAUCAGGAGACUUUGUGUGCCCAAUGUGCUACAAGAUAUUCCCUCUGCAGCGCAUGCUGACCCGACACCUAAAGUGCCACAACUUGGUGAAGAGACAUCCUUGCCGAUUUUGUGGCAAAGGAUUCAACGAUACCUUCGACCUCAAGAGGCAUAUGCGAACACACACAGGUAUCCGUCCCUACAAGUGUGAGCUAUGUGAGAAAGCUUUCACACAGCGCUGCUCCCUUGAGUCUCAUAUGAGGAAGAUUCACAGCGUUCACCAACAGUAUGCCUACCGCCAAAGACGCUCGAAGAUCUUUGUGUGUGAGGAUUGCGGUUAUACCUCAAGCCGCCCUGAUGAGUACUUUCUCCAUGUGAGACAGUGCCAUCCUGGUAGCCCUGCCCUCCGCAGGUACUACCGCCGCCAGGCCCAUGAGAACAGCAGCUUUGCUCCAGCAGGGAGAUACCUUUUUAAUAAUUUAAUUUAA